Molecule: messenger RNA, 2508 nt
Organism: Microsporum canis CBS 113480
Lineage: Eukaryota; Fungi; Ascomycota; Eurotiomycetes; Onygenales; Arthrodermataceae
Exons: 5
Coding region: 1-2508 (835 amino acids)
Source: RefSeq, a predicted model, not a curated record
AUGGCGGCUUUUUCACCAGAGGGGACCACCACGGCGCCACCAGGCGCCACUCCUGUCUCUCCUCAGAGCUGCUACUGGGACGGUACGCGCACUCCUUCGACCUCGACUCCCUCUCCCUACUACCACUAUCACCACCACACACACCCGUCUCUCGCUUCCUCCUCGCCCAUACGCAGGAAGCCGUUGCCGCCCAACGUUGCUCCUCUGCACUUCACCGAGCUAGCGCAGUCCAGGAGACCGUCUGCGUCCUCCUCGGGCCAUGAUUCUCUUCCACAGUCCGCUACGUCGAUCAACUUCUCCGUGAGAGACCUUGACAGUCUGAAUGCGGUAAUCCAAAGCCUCAAAGAUCACAAGCGGUCUUUCACCAUGGCCCUCCACCCUCCCCAGCAUGCACCAUCUGCCAAACCUCCGCCUCUGCGCGUUGACUCUACUAGUGUACGGUCCAUGUCUAACGGCUCCGUCGACUACAGACCGACACCAAAGACUCCGGGGAGCAAGAUCACCUCCUUCUUCGGCUGGAAGACUAACGCUGGCGCUGCCUCACCUGGCAACGAGUCCAGUGGUACCGAGAUCUCGGACUCCGCCCUCUCCCCUAUGCCUUCUCCGAUGAACACUUCCACCGCCGCCUCCACCGUAUACACCAACCAUCCAAGAGACUCCUUCUCCGUGACCCCCAAGAUGACGGGCCGGGCUCAAACCAUGCCAAUGGACGCUAGCGUGACCUCUCGGCUGGCCGACAUGGAGCACGAACUGCGAGAAAUCAGCUCAGAGCUGGCGGGGUCCAUCCGUCGAGAGAUGGAGCUCGAAGAUAUCGUGGAGAGAAUGCAGUUGGAGAGCAGCGAGUCUGAUCGAAGGGCCAGUGAUUAUUACUUCUCUGACUCGGGCCACGGCUCGUCCAUCAAGGAUUUGAGUGAUAGCGGAAGUUCCAGGGCUGAAGACAUCGAGAAAUUAAAGAGAAACUAUGAGCAGGAACGUGCCCAGCUCAAGAUCGAACUAUCGCAGAAAUGGCAGGAGGAACGAGCGAGGAGACAGGUUGCAGAGUCUCAUGUCCAGGUCCUUGAAUCUCAAAUAAGUCAGUUCCGACUUGAAAAAGUUGAAGCAUCAAAUGCUGCUGGAAAGUCAAAAGAGUUAGAAGCUGCUUUGGAGGAUACUCGUCGUCGGCUCACGGAAGAACGACAGCUGAAAGAUAACAUGGAAGACCUUCUCACCGGUAUGAGAGUGGAGCUCGAACAGCAGAAAUAUGAACGAGACCAACUACAAGCCCAGUUGCAACAAGACCUUCAGAAUCUCCGCAAUGAAAAUAACCUCCUAUCGCAGUCCCGGAAACUACAGCCUGAAAUGCCCCAGUCACCCCGUAUUGACUCAAUCGUCGAAGAAGCAAUCGGUAUCGGUAUCGGUCUAAGCAACAAUCGAGCAUCUAGUGGUGGGCUAUCCCGAUCAAAUUCUCUCGCCAGGAUACCUCCAGUCCGAAAUGGUGUAUCCCGAUCUGGCUCCGUAUCCCGUCCGACAUCGAUGAUAGUUAAAGGGCCGGAGUUCCACGAGUCACUGGUAAACCAGAUGAGGGACGUGGAGACUCAGCGCGACGCCCUCCACCAGACGGUCAAGAGUCUACUCGAACGCCAAUCGUACCAAGCUCGACAGCACGAGAAACGCCUCAGGCUCGUUGAACUCGAACUCUAUCGUGCUCGGCAAGCUAGCUCGCCUCGCAAAAGAGGCUAUGAACGUGAUGUCAAGAAUCUGCGUGAAGAAAUAAACCUUCUUCGUCGCCGCGCAGAUGACGCUCUGGAUCAAAAAUGGCAAUGUGAAAAGGGUCUAGCCGGGCUAAAGAUGGAUCUCGAUCGUGCUGAACAAGAGACCAGCUCUCUCCGCGCCUUGUUGCAAGACUACGAUAUCCCUGUGCCUCACAUGGAUGAAGAAACAUAUGAACAACUCCGCAUCGAUAAGGAAAAUGCCGAGCCAGGAUCCCCGAUACCUAAUGAGGCUCUAGAAGAUGAGAUUAGAAAACAAGUUACAUCUAACGCAUCUUUGCGUGCUCGACUCGCCGAGGCCAUCAGCCAAGGCGAACGGGAGCAGAAGCUCUCCGCCACGAAGAUCAACGAGAUGCAAUCUAGGCUCAAGUCCCUUGAGGAAAUGCUCAUGCUAGCCCAACAACGUUCAGAGGAAGAAGUCGGUAAACACGAGCAGGAAAUCUCCGCUCUAACUGAGAACCACAACGCACUCUUACUCAGAGCCAAAGAUGGCGUUCGAAGCCCCAUGAUGCUUUCCCCUAUCUCGCCCAACUCACCUUUCCCAACCAUAAGAUCCCCGCGCCUCAGUAGGACGAGUAGCGGCGAGGCCCUGGCAUUGAACCAGGUAGCGCAAAUCGAGAAUCUGGAAACAAAAGUCAGAGCAUUAGAGCAAGCCUUGAGAGACGCGGAUUCUGAAAUGGGCGAGGUCGUCAGCCAGAUGAAGCACUUCGCCAAACAAGAAGACUCCAAGCUCAAAUACAGCAGCGUCAACAGUGAUUAA